GCACUGCUGCUUUACAAUUGAUUUCUUCCCCCUGUGUCUCCUUACAGGACACCAAUGAAAUCGUUGCUAUUAAAAAGUUCAAAGACAGUGAAGAAAAUGAAGAGGUCAAAGAAACCACGCUUCGUGAGCUUAAGAUGCUGCGGACCCUCAAACAGGAGAACAUUGUGGAGCUCAAAGAGGCAUUUCGCCGAAGAGGAAAGCUUUACCUGGUGUUUGAGUAUGUGGAGAAGAACAUGCUUGAGCUGCUGGAGGAGUUGCCCAAUGGAGUGCCCACAGACAAAGCACGCAGCUACAUCUUCCAGUUAAUCAAAGCUAUUCACUGGUGCCAUAAGCAUGACAUUGUUCAUCGAGAUAUCAAGCCGGAAAACCUUCUCAUCAGCUCCGAGGAUGUACUCAAGUUGUGUGACUUCGGCUUCGCACGUAAUCUCUCCGAGGGGACCGACGCCAAUUAUACAGAGUAUGUGGCCACAAGAUGGUACCGCUCUCCGGAACUGCUUCUGGGGGCUCCAUACGGUAAAGCAGUGGACAUGUGGUCAGUGGGCUGUAUUCUUGGGGAGCUGAGCGAUGGGCAGCCUCUGUUUCCAGGAGAGAGUGAGAUCGACCAGCUUUUCACCAUCCAGAAAGUCUUGGGCCCUCUGCCUCCAGAGCAGAUGAAGCUCUUCUACAACAACCCUCGCUUCCAUGGGCUGCGGUUCCCAACAGUGAAUCACCCUCAGACACUGGAGCGCAGAUACCUGGGCAUCAUUGGUGGAGCUCUGCUGGACCUCCUUAAGAACCUGCUUCUGCUGAACCCCACUGAGCGCUUUCUGACUGAGCAGAGUCUGAACCACCACGCCUUCCAGAACCUGCGGCACGUGGACCGUCCCGGGCCGCCCACCCCCACCCCAGUCCGCUCGUCCAAGAGGAAACCCCACCAUGGAGAUAACACCACCCCCAGCAGGAGCCAUGGAGGAAAGAGCUCAGGAAGUCAUCGCUCCAGCAGCAGGGAGUGCUCCAGUCUGCCACGUCAGGAAGACCUCCAACCAAACAACGACUGCUUCCUUAACGGCAACAUGCCUGCAGCCCUUAACCUCAGCCCCACCCUGCACCCCAAGAACUACCAGCCCUCCCUCUUCAACCACUCCACGUCUUGCAACAUGGACCUGGCCAGCAGCAACUUGCCACACCUGCUCAGCUCCAGCGAAGGCCAGAGUACAGCUGACUUUGACAUCAGCCUGGGCUCCGAUGGAUACCUCAAAUCCAACUUCCGCUCUCAGACCCGCCAUUCGUUUGUGGAGGGGAAGACCAAUACACUUCAAUCAGGAGACAAGCAUAGCCGGCACUAUAUGGACACACACGGCUCCGUUCCUGCCUCUAAUAAGUUUGCAUAUUUGAACUUAUCCAAAAGCUAUGGCAACCUCAGUGAUGCUAAAUCGGUGGGUAAUCUGAACGAUGUGCACCUAUAUGCAGACGAGCCCACCUCUCGAUACUUUCCCUCAAGUUGCCUUGACCUGAGUGCGGCCCCGGGCAGCCCCGCGUCCCGCAGAGUGGACCGGCUGGGGCCCAUCAGUCGAGGCAGUAUGCGCGAUAGAGAGAGUAACACACUGGACUCCUCGUACAGGCGUUCGUCCACACGUCAUAAAGGCUCAGAAGACUCAGAGGAACCAGGGGAGGACAGAGGCCACGGGCACUCCCUCUCUGCCCCACACGAUCCUCUGUAUGGACAAGGCUACACCAGCCCCUUCUCCUCUCAGCAACGCCCCCACAGGCACUCGAUGUAUGUGCGGCGGGACCACCAGAGGACCCACGAGGAGGGGCUCUCUGUAGGCCAGGGGAUCCCCACCAGAGCCAGCAGCCUCCAGCUCCUGUCCCCACAGCUACAGCACCGGACGCUGCCUCGCCAUGCUGCCUCGUCCAGAGAAGAUGACAUGAGCAGGAGCGAACAGGCUCCCACUGAGGUCAGCCACAGCAGACCCCCCAUAAGAGACUCAACACGGGACAACACUGCAUCUUUUCACUCACAGCGGCAAAAAAACGAGGUCGGCCUGUAUCACGAGCAGCAGGGAGAAGAUGGCAGCUCAAGUAAAGAGAACCGCAACAUCUACAGUGAGUCGAUGCCCCGGAGGGUGGGCAGCUUUUACAGAGUCCCCUCUCCACGCCCGGAUAACUCGUUCCAUGACGGCAGGGGACAGAGGGCAGGGGACAGCGGCGGCUUGACAAACCACUCCAAGCGUCAGCCUGCCUUCGACCCGUGGAAUGGUCCAGACACUGUAGUUUUAAAUCCUGAACCAUCCAAAGAAAAGGAGAAGCAGGGUUUCUUUAGAGCAAUAAAGAAGAAAAAGAAAAAGUCUCAGUUGAUUGAAGUGCCAGAUCGAAGACCUCCCGCCCUCAGGAAAAGUCUUUUCCCUCUGUUUAGCCCAAAGAAUCACAUAAAGCGUAGUUCGUCUGUGAGAGUUCUCCCUGUAGUGUCCUCUCCCAUGGUGCCCAAUGAGGAUAAUGUCCUUCAGAAGUCAUCCAGAUCGGGACAUCAGAGCGGGCGCCACAGAUCCAGAGACAAGAGCCGCGAGCGUGACCAGGAACGAGACAGGGACAAGGACUGGCCUCCAGAGAAACUGUCUGAUUCACACUCGCCGAGUCAGCCCCUGAAGUCACUGAGGAAACUCCUCCAUCUGUCCUCCUCAUCGUCCAAUCAAACAGCUCCCUCCGACAUGCGCUACCCGUCAAUGCCCAACCCCGGCUCAUCUCAGGGCGGGUUUGUGGAAGGUAGGGGUCACUCCGGGGUCAGUACGCCCCAGAUGAAGGCCCGCCAGUACCCGCACCCCUCCCAGCUGGAACCUGGGUGGCACACCUCUGCUUUAGGACGUCCAGAGGGCAACCCCUAUCCCGAGCAGAUGAGCAUUAAAACAGGUCAGAACGGGCACGGUUUUGGACGGCCUUCACGCUCCCGGAUUCCAAACUUAAAUGACCUAAAGGAAACGGCUCUGUGAUUUAAGCUCACUGCUCCACUUUCUAUGCCUCCUUUUGUUGCUCCUACUCGCUCCUUGCAUAACACCACACCUGCCGCACACACACACACAGCACUGAUGCCAAACACUUGCUUGCUAAAGGUCCAGUACAGGCCUUGGUAUGUCUUAAUUUUUUAAAGCUUCCAUGUUUGAUAGACUUUAUAUUAUUAUGUAAUUCUGAUUAUAAUUUGUACUAUAAUUAUAAAUAUAUUACAGAUCAUAUAUAUAUAUAUAAAUAUACAUAUAUAUAUAUGGAUAAGGUAAAGUAUAGAUUUGUGUAAGUAUUUUUUGUUUCUAUGGAUAGAUCUCUGGUACAUUUUAUUAUGUAGUCUUUACUAUAGGAACCUAAGGCAUUUUAACACAGCCACUUUAACAUUGUUUAGGUCAGUAAUGUUGGUAACUGUGUGUUCAUCUCACCAGGGUUCAGCUGUUGCCUUUGGUGGAGUAUGAGUGAGAGAAAUCACUGUAGUGCAAUUAAUAUUAUAGUUUUUUACGGUGCGUUCACAUUUGUCCUGGUUUGGUCUUGGUAUAAACCCAGUUUAAGUCCUAAUGUAGAUGGCCUUGUUCCAGUCCUGAUUUAGUUCUGGUACAAUCUUGGUUUGCAUCCGGGAUGAGUCCCAGUUUAGUCCCAGUUUUGAUGUGGUAAUUGUGCAAAUGUGAACGCACCCUAAAUGCUUAACUAAGAGGCUUUUUUGGGGCUGUUUAUGACUAUUAGAAAUGCAGCCAUUUUAGAAAAACUGGUGCCCUAACUGGAGAGAAAAUCUAAGCUACAGCGCCCUCUGUAAGACAUUAACAGGCAUUACACAUUAGAGCUAAUAAUGUACAGUAUUAUUUUCUAUACAGGUGUUAAAUUUUAAUUACAGUGGAGAUGACUGUACUUAAGAUACUUUUGGUACAAUUUAAAACAUGCAAUUCAAACAUGAAUCCAUUAUAUGUGAGACAGUAUACAGAUAAUAGAAAGAUAAUAGAAAGAAAAUAUAUAUUAUGUUGCACUGCUUUAAGUAAUUAUGUGUCACAACAGGUUUGGUUGGUGCUGUAUCCAAACGAAAUGUUAUGAUACAUUUACAAAUAUAUUUAUUUUAACUGCCGUAAAGAUGUUAUUUAUUUCUUGUCUUUAAUAUUGUGGUCUUUAUGAGGUCAUUUUUACAGCAGUUAGAAGAAGAAAAAGCCAUUCUAGAUGUAUCACUUCAUUUCAACUGGUCACGUGGACAUUUUGGAUACUUUUUGUGAAGGAACGUCAUAUCACAUUGAGUGCCAUGAAUGAACAUUUUUGCGUGGAUCCUCUUUUGUUUUAUUGUUGCACUUUGAGAAGCCUGUGUGAGGCAGCAAUACCAAUAUGACUUUGUACAUUUUUCCUAAACGUGGCAAUGACUGGGAAACAAUUUAUGGAUUUUUGAUGGGACAGUUACUAUGAACUUGGACUCACAUCACGAGUCUCUAUGGAUCCUGGUUUUGCUGAAGGAGCACUGUGUAUUAUAUUAAUACUGCUGUGACUACUGUUAUUGGUAAUGUUUAUAACAGAAAAUGUUUAAUUGAAUCAAGUAUGAAGUUUGUGCUUUAUUACAGACACAAAUUAGUAGCAUAGUCAGUGUUUUCUGCUUAUUUUCCUUUGGGACAAAGCAUUUUCAUCAAAACAAACACAAUAAAAUGCUCAUACGUUUUAGGACAUUUAUGUUUACAUGUAACAGUGA
Boleophthalmus pectinirostris (great blue-spotted mudskipper) is the source of this 4675-nucleotide messenger RNA. Its product is annotated as cyclin-dependent kinase-like 5. Gene Ontology annotation, biological process: positive regulation of axon extension; regulation of dendrite development; protein phosphorylation. The transcript has 16 exons. Bases 135 to 2966 code for a protein of 943 amino acids. Gene Ontology annotation, molecular function: ATP binding; protein kinase activity. Gene Ontology annotation, cellular component: nucleus; dendrite cytoplasm. The record is from RefSeq and is a predicted model, not a curated record. Lineage: Eukaryota; Metazoa; Chordata; Actinopteri; Gobiiformes; Gobiidae.